UGUCAGGAAUGGCAGCUAUUCUGGUACACGUGAUGUUACUGUGUUUGACCAACUCUGAGCUGCUCGGGCAGUCGGCAUCUGAGCAAAGACACCAGAGAAGAUUACGGGAGAUCCAGGUAUUUCCAGCUGACGAACUGUCCGACACCUCCUCUCAGGACAUGGUUUCCAUGCACAUGUUCAAACUUUAUGAUAAAUACAACAGGGAGCUCAACCGGCCCAAAGAUGGAAACACCGUUAGAAGUUUUAAAGGAAGCCCAGAAAUUUCAGAGCAGGGAGUCUUGUACCAGUUUAACUUCACUUCAAUCCAGGAGUCGGAGGUAGUGCUGGCUGCCACAGUCCACUUCUUCUUCAACAAACGUCCAAGGCAAAGGAUGUGGCCCUGCAAGCAGCUAAGGGGUCCUUCCUGUCAUCUCCAGCACCUCUAUUUGCUACCUCCUUUCCAGCUCCUGCUGAGGAGCACCCCACGAAAUGGUGCUCCUGGGGUUUUGUUGGGAAACAUCACGCUUAUUCCGCACAGGAGAGGCACAUGGCACAUAAGGGAUAUAUCGCACAUCUUGAAGGAGGCCCGACAGAUGAGUGAGCUUCUGAUCACGGCAGAGUUUGACUUUGGCGAGAGGUACCAAAGGUAUAUAGAGCAGCCCUCAGCCCUCAGUCUCCCAUACGUGUUGGUGUAUGCUGACGACCUUUCAAUUUCGGAGCCGAACAGUGUUGCCAGGACCUUGCAAAGGUAUGACCCAUUUCCAGUGGCUGGGGAACCCAGCCAGUCUCUGAACUUCUCUCCGAAUGCCCGUGUAAAGAGAGACACCUAUGCCUCAGACCCCAUUGAAAACAAUGAACUCCCUGAAGUGGAGUAUAACUCCCUGAACAAACAUGAGAUGUUGGAAAAUACCUAUUUGGCUCUGAAGACCAAGCCAUCCAAAAAGGAGCGCAGGAGGAAGGUUCAGGAGGUCAGGGAUGGACUCAACCAGUCUCCAGUCCUGAGUUUUGAUGAGAAAACUAUGAAGAAAGCCCGGCAAAGACAGAGGGAUGAAUCACGCAUCUGUUCAAGGAGGUACCUGAAGGUGGACUUUGCUGACAUUGGCUGGAGUGAGUGGAUCCUGUUCCCCAAGUCAUUUGAUGCCUACUACUGCUCUGGAACCUGUCAGUUCCCCAUGUCUAAGCUGGUCCGGCCCUCCAACCAUGCUACCAUUCAGAGCAUUGUGAAAGCUGUUGGUAUCGUGCUAGGCGUUCCAGAGCCUUGCUGUGUGGCAGACAAGAUGAACCCGCUGAGUGUGCUCUUCCUGGAUGAGGGCCGCAAUGUGGUGCUCAAGGUUUACCCCAGCAUGUCUGUGGAAACGUGUGCCUGCAGGUAGAUGGGGCAUUCACCAAGAGCUGACCAUCCCCAAGCUAUCUACCUGCCCAUCCCCUGGGGACCAGUAACGGGCCAUGUGGGAGCAUUGUUUUCUAGGCAAAGCUGCCAUGUUCAAUGGAUCGCAUGCAGAACUUAGCAAAGUCACCCACCCUCUGACUGACCCUGUAGCCUUCAUCCCAUAAACAAUGCGUUGUCAGACCCUCUCUUUUCUUUGUGUCCAGACGAGCCUUUCAGCUCAUUGCUGACAUGUUUUUUACAUCUUCUUUUUGCUUUUGGGUACAUUUAACACAGCUUUGUGUAUAUUUUGAGAAUAUGAUUCAAGCUUCUGUUUAGAGUAAUCAAGUAAUGCGCACAUGUAUAAUCAUCAACUUAAUGGUGAGUCUUCUCCUUUUGAAAAUAGGUAUAAAAAAAUUCAUACUUAGGUCAACAUUCUCACAAAAGAGGGUGUAAGUAAAUAUUGGAAAACCAAAUAUAUGUUCCAAGAUUGUCUAAAUUCAAGUGAAAAAAGGAACAUUAUUAAUAAAGCUGGUCAUGUUCACAAUAUGGGAAAGUAAUAUGUUUAAUGAUAAGUAAUGGAAAUUUUCACAGCAAACUUUUUAAUCGAUACCUACAUUAUAAAUUGGGUGAACAGUAUUUGUCAUAAAACACUUUUAACUAGACACCCUUAAAAUGCUGUCUGGCCUUUUUGUUCCAUCAGAUGAUGUGGUAUGAAGCUGAGCUAAAGCUAUGUCCUUAGAUUCACCUGUUAUUA
This is a messenger RNA of Scleropages formosus (Asian bonytongue), 2102 nucleotides long. RefSeq names its product growth differentiation factor 10a (gene gdf10a). Gene Ontology annotation, biological process: positive regulation of osteoblast differentiation. The record is from RefSeq and is a predicted model, not a curated record. Gene Ontology annotation, molecular function: cytokine activity; growth factor activity. The coding region runs from base 9 to 1352 and encodes 447 amino acids. The transcript is spliced from 3 exons. NCBI's taxonomy places the organism in Eukaryota, Metazoa, Chordata, Actinopteri, Osteoglossiformes, Osteoglossidae. Gene Ontology annotation, cellular component: extracellular region.